Molecule: messenger RNA, 513 nt
Organism: Candidula unifasciata
Lineage: Eukaryota; Metazoa; Mollusca; Gastropoda; Stylommatophora; Geomitridae
Source: the annotation of a GenBank genome assembly
AUGUUGCUAUGGUCAGCUUUAGGAAACUGGUUGCUGACUCUGAGAUCGAUGACAGUCAACCGAGUGAGGAAGACAAUGACCAUUGGGAAAGCAUUAACUGAAACGAUGCACAGAUGGGUUGCGGUAGUGCUAGUUGUUGUUUCUGUUGCAUCCGCCAGCUGUGGGACUAUCAUGUCCAGCGUUAUACCCUUGGAUAUGGCACCAAGGUACUCCGGCUUUAUUUCAGGACUUUAUUCGUCCUUGACAUGUUUAGCGUCGCUGACGUCCCCUAUGUUUGUUACAGCAAUUACUGCCAAGGGCCUGUACACAGAAUGGCGUUCGGUAUGGAUUACAAUGGCUGCAGUGAAAUUAACAUCUGGAUUAAUUUUUCUAAUUUUUGGCAACGCCUCACUGCAGCCAUGGGCUGUAUCGGAACCGAACACCUCAACCAGUAAAAUUCUUGUUGUACCACCGCCAGACAGGACACAGAAGGAUGUUUCUGAAGCCCUCAGCUUUCAUCCACUUGAAACAUAA